Paramecium sonneborni is the source of this 416-nucleotide messenger RNA. The record is from the annotation of a GenBank genome assembly. NCBI's taxonomy places the organism in Eukaryota, Ciliophora, Oligohymenophorea, Peniculida, Parameciidae.
AUGUUGUAUCAUUAAGGGCUUAAGAUAAAAAUGAAUAGUUAAAAAUUUUUUAAAAUUUAGUAGAAAAGGGAUUAAGAACAUUAGCAAUAUGUGUUUAAGAAAAUUGUGGAUAAUUAAAUGAUUAUGAUUGACCAAAACAUCUAGCUCAUAAUUUAUUAGUUGAUAAAAAUAAUUAUAAAGAUUUAGAAAGCAAACCUAUAAUUGUUGGUGUUGUUGCUUUGUAAAAGUUGGACUUUUUGCAAAUCUAUAUUUAAUUUUAGCUAUUUAUGAAUCCAUGACUUUGGUUAUAAUUAUUAUUCUAUCUUAGGAUUUUGAUCAUUGAAGUUUCAGUUCCUGUUGUUUUAGUUGAUGAAGAACUUAAAUUCUUUUCUAGAAUCAGAAAUGCUAGAUUUUUGGCCAGAAAAAAAAUUUAAUGA